AUGGGAAUCGAAACUCCAAAACCGGAUGUGUGGGGGGGGGGCGCAGUCCGCCCCUCCACUCGCCUAUGUAGCCGAUGCACCAUGUUUCGUCACCUCCUCCUCCUCUGCUCUGUGUAUAUAUCUUUGCUCGUGUUUCGCAUGCAGCAAGUCGAAAAGACGGCACCCUUCUCCUUGUCGCUGCGCUGUGUCGGACAUCAACCUCUUGGACGGCGCACCCACAUUCACGGUGAGGCCUCUCCCUCUCUCUCUGCUUUGUGCGACUACACCCGUCUGGUUAGCUUCUUCGCUUUCUCUCUCCGGUGGCUGCGACAGUCUCUGUGCAUGGAUGUCCUCCUCCACGUAGUGCAGACCGCAGCGGCCCCACCUGCCUCGGUAUUAUCGUUGUGUGGCGACCGCAUUCGGCGUCCGAGCCUCAACGCGCCUGGCGUCCCGUCGGCAAACGUUAGCGGCACUAGUUUCACUGUGGAGAGCCUGUGUCUCUCACACAGAGAGGCGCCACUUGGCAGUAACGUUGCUGCCCAGUGGAGCGUCGCUCUCCGCUCCCCUGCGGAGAACGAGAGCGCCGACGGUUUCGAUAAGGAUCCGCAGGUGUGUGUCUCUGCCGCCUCCCCGGGAUGCCCUCCAGCGUCACCGUCGUCACCGAUCCCCACCAGCGUUGUACACAUCUCCGCCGCCUCCGUAGACAUAACGGAUCUCCGUGGGCGACGGCCACCCGAUGGCCGCGUCACCACCUCCACCGUCGAUCUCCUGUGGGAAAAGCUGCGUCAUGUGAGGGACGCGAUCGUCAGGGCAGGCGAUGCCGACACACCGCCGGUAGCACGCGCGGAAACGGUCUUCUUCUGCGGCAGUCGGCUCGGCACGCGCAAAGAUGCCCUCUACCUCACGGCGCUGCAUCGACUCCUUGUGGAGUCAUUGCUGAUCGUGAAAGGCCGCCCCUUGUCCCCACCAUCGCCGCCGCCGCCGGACGUGGACGUCUCCCUCGUGGACUACGACGAAGGAUGGGGUGCUGGGGAUGUGCUAGCCGCUGAGGUAGUCAGGGCCUCCGCACAUGGCACACAAGAGCAGGGAAGCCAGAUUACGUGGAUGCCGCUAGCGAAAGUACUGGAGUAUGCCCCUCGGCCUAGAAGUGCGAUGGCUGCCACGUGCACGUCCACCAUGGCGAGGUCCACCUCUCUGAUGGAGGCGAGCGCCGACAGCGACUUGAGCGCCGUUCAGGUGGGACAUCUUGUGCGACAGUGGUUGCAGGUGUGGUUCGACCGCAUUGACAGCGCCACGUCGGCAUUUCCCUCCGCGCCAGCGUCGUCGUCGCCGCCCGCCGCGGCGGACCGUCUGCGUCAUUUGGAGAGGAAUGUGGUUCUCUUCACAUUGCGACUGCGGAGCUCCACGAACUCAUCGACGCCAACCUUGCAGGCACGCGUCAGCACGGCCUACUUCACGCUUGUGCUGCUCCCCGAAUACGGGGCGGCUCCGCCUUACGGCGAAACAGGCGCCGCUGGCGCUGUAGUAGGUUUGUCGUCGUGCCGGGCGAGUGCCGCACUCUGGCGCGAAUUCGAGGCGCUCUCGGCCUUCAUGCGGUCUCUGCCGCAGGGCCGCCAUCGUCGCCAUGAUGGGGAACAGAAGAGAAGCGGCUCCAAAGAGCAUGGCCGUGCCACCGCGGCAACUGUGCAAGGGAAAAUGCGCGCCGCUGCACUUCGGCGCAGUCGGUGGUUGACCACCAUCGCCCGCAUUCAUGAUCCUUCGACACCGCUCAUGAGAGCGGGAGUCUCAGUCUCGGGCGAGCACGGUGUCGACGACGUUAUGGAUGGCUUUCUGAAAAGCUCUACUGUGCGCUCGUUUUCGUGGAUCGGGUGCAUCGCCGCCGCUGCUAGCCAUCAGCGCGCAACGCGCUCGACCCUCGCCUUUCUCUCUCGUCUCCAGCCAUCGCAGACGGCACAGCGCGGCUGGCUGGCAUCUGUAGGGGAGCGCUCGCCUGAGAGGGCAGCGGACGCACAUGUGGGUCGGCACCAUCGCACACACAAGAACGUCGCGGGCAGCACGGAAGAAAGAGCUGCGCGGAAAGCGAAAGCCGUAUCAAGCAGCGCAGCCACACCCACACCACCGCCCCCCUCUCCUAGGCCUUCUGCGAAUAUGCCGCGGCCGUACGCCUCUCCUCGUCUUCAUGGUGGCAGCACGACGGACAUCGGCAGCUCCGGAAAGGUGAGGGCGGCUGUUGCAUCUCCCCUGCCGCCUGUCGACGAGCUCGGCACUGCUGUGGUUGCCGAGGCUGCUCCUCCGCAAGUCGGUCACGAGCCAGCACCUCCGCCUGCUCAAGUUGAUGCGCUGAUCGCCUCCGUGCGUGUGUACGCGUCGGUGCUGGAGGAGGAGGUGCAACGGCUGCGUCGCCGGCUACAACGAUAUGAAGCGCCAUCGUGUGAUGGCAUAGGUAGCACUAGCGGUCCACCAAUCCAUUCGACGCCCCAAGAGGUGCGGGGAUCCGAGUCGGCGAAUUCAAUGAUCGGUCUCUCCACCCCUCACACCACUUCCCCAGGCAUCUGCUCUUCUCUUCCCCAGUCGGUACGAGCCGCCAUCGACGACCUUCGCACGGACGCGCGGUUCCCGAAGGCACUCCAUGUAAAGCUUGAUGCCCUGACGCAGCGGGUGGCGAACUUGUGCACAGCCGUCCGGGUGCGGAGAAGCGGCGAUGCCGACUUACCUGCUGCAAUGCACCAGCGAAACGAAAAGAGCGACGACAGGGACGCCUAUGUCGCGCAGCUCGAGGCCAAGGUAGCUCUGUAUGAGCAAAAGCUGGUUCUCAUGGAUUACUACGUGGCGCCAACACUGAUGCAGUGCGUCGAUGACUUGGAUCAGUGGCAGAAGCACCAGCACCCUCAGCAACGCACACGCGACGCUCGCACUGGAGGCAACUGUAAUCCCUUCAUCACCACAGCCAACGCUGCUUCCGAGGUGACACCGAUAGGGCGCGUCGGCGCGGCUGAGCAUGCAUUCCGCGCAUGA
This is a messenger RNA of Leishmania mexicana MHOM/GT/2001/U1103, 2994 nucleotides long. RefSeq lists its product as hypothetical. The record is from RefSeq and is a predicted model, not a curated record. The transcript has a single exon. The coding region runs from base 1 to 2994 and encodes 997 amino acids. NCBI's taxonomy places the organism in Eukaryota, Euglenozoa, Kinetoplastea, Trypanosomatida, Trypanosomatidae.